Messenger RNA from Rhodamnia argentea, 1741 nucleotides. RefSeq lists its product as uncharacterized. The transcript is spliced from 2 exons. The coding region runs from base 362 to 1306 and encodes 314 amino acids. The record is from RefSeq and is a predicted model, not a curated record. Lineage: Eukaryota; Viridiplantae; Streptophyta; Magnoliopsida; Myrtales; Myrtaceae.
AGCUCGAGUUCGACCUUUCGUUUCGCCUUGCAAUUGAGGUUGAUGCUGAUUAUGAGGCUCAGCACUUCACUUGUGUUGUCAAGGGCUCAUUCCGCGCGCUUUUUUCUGUCUGCUGGAGUUGUCCGUUCUGUGUUUCUCUUUUCUUUCGAGUCCAAUCACCCGCGGAUUGUUUUGACGUCUUCGUCUCUUUCUUCCCCGUGAUUUCCCGCAUAAGGGUAUUUUUGGUGAACGGAGAUCCUCGGGUUUCCUGUUUUGAAGCUUUAUCUCUGCCAAGUACCGAGUGUGGAACGUGAUCAAAAUGCAGUUUUUUUUUUUGCUGAGGUGUUGGAUUAUGAGAUUGCUUUGAUCAGUUAGGUUUAAAAUGGCAAAAAUUAAGAAGAUUGUGGAGGGAAUCCAGUUCCCAGCUACCCAGGAUUCCUUGUGCAUAUUGGGAUCUGGCACAUUAAAGGCAUCCAAAGUCAGACAAUCUAAGAAGAAGAAGAAGAAGCAUUGCGAUACGUUUGAAAAGGAGUGGGACCAAGCUACCUGCUCAGUGUGUAUGGAGUACCCUCACAAUGCUGUACUUCUGCUAUGUUCUUCCUAUGACAAAGGUUGUCGACCAUACAUGUGUGCAACUGGGCGUCGCUAUUCAAAUUGUCUCGAGCAAUACAAGAAGGCUUACACAAAAGUGACGGAAGUACCAAACACACGCGAGGGGAAUGGAUCGAUCCCAUGUGCUAGUAUCAUUUGUGGGCAGACUAAUGAAAAGAUAGAAAUUUCUGAGCUUUUGUGCCCGCUUUGCCGGGGACAGGUGAAAGGCUGGACAGUGGUGGAACAGGCACGCAAGUAUCUCAACAGAAAGAAGAGGACCUGCAUGCAAGAUAAGUGCACCUUUCUUGGCAGCUAUAGGCAAAUAUGUAAGCAUGUCAAGAAGGAGCAUCCAUCAGCACAGCCGCGGGCUGUGGACCCUUUGCUUAAGGAGAAGUGGAAGGUGCUUGAGCAGCAAAGAGAGAGGAAUGAUGUGAUUAGUACAAUUAUGUCAUCAACACCAGGUGCUGUAAUGGUUGGGGAUUAUGUGCUGGAGCCAAACCAUCGCGACUCUUUCUCUGAUUAUAGCUCAGAAGAAUAUUCAGAUCGCGAUAUGUUUCGUUUCGAGUCUUUUGGAAGAAAUUAUAUCUCGCAAGCUCGUAGAAUGCAUGGGAAUGAAUAUGACUCAUUGAGAGGGAACGAUAUCGGUUCUUGUCCUUCCUUUCGGUCCGGUCGUAUCUCUCGCAGGGUAGUAUCAACUAGUCGAUCAAGAAGGCAGCGAAGGAAUAGAAUGUUUUAAUUGAAGUAGGUGAAGUAUAUUAGGUAGAGUGGUGAGAAGUGGCAUGAUCUAAUCUUUUCUCUAGUUACUUCCUUACUGCAAAUGCUUUUGUGCGCCGUUGGCUAGGGUUUAUUCAUUUUGGUAUUACUGGAUGAUUUUGUUCAUAACAUUGGGUAGGUGGGACAGCCAAGAAAACCGUUUUUUUUAUCUGGAGGAGAAAGCCAUUUUUUAUCUGAAGGAUAGUGUGUGGUGCUUGUUCAUUUGCAUAAUCAGUGACCAACUAACAGAUUUAUUUAAGGUUUGCGUUUUCCCCUUCCUAAGAGAUAUUCUAUUGUUAAUAUGUGACUCUAAGCUGUAAUUAUUUUUGCUGGAAUCUAGAUCUGCUAGACGGCUGCGACUAUUCUGGUCAUUUAUGUUAUAUAGUCAUUCGUUAUAAGUGGUCCUCGGAUUCACAAA